Molecule: messenger RNA, 1377 nt
Organism: Fusarium keratoplasticum
Lineage: Eukaryota; Fungi; Ascomycota; Sordariomycetes; Hypocreales; Nectriaceae
Exons: 1
Coding region: 1-1377 (458 amino acids)
Source: RefSeq, a predicted model, not a curated record
AUGUCCUCGCUACAACGCUCGCGCUCCCUGCGCAAGCCUACUUCUACGGCUACGAGCACCACUGAUGCAGAGCGCCAUGGCUCGCCGAGUCGCCUGCCCAUCAAGCCUCUUACUAGGAGCGCAACAACGGCCAGCAGUACUACCACCACCACGAGGACAUUGAGGAGCGGGUCAACAGGCCUCACGAGGUCAACAUCGGUGAGGCAGCCUGUAAAGACAGCGACACAUGAGCCUCCAAAGAGGGAGUCGACGAGGUAUCCUCCGUCCACAACAGCCACAAGACCUCGACCAGCGGUGAGGCCAACUUCAGCAGAUGGCCAGCCUACACAGACAAAGAGGGUUGUUUCGCAUGGGCGUGCUAAGAGCACAACUACCGGGCUAAGAAACGCUCCCGUUUUAAGGCCACCCUCGUCAGGUUCGUCGUCCAGCGGUACGACAACGACUACCACCACAGCGACCCGUCCCCUCCGGUCGAGAACCGCAGGCAGCCAUGACAAGCCCGCAAAUGCUGCCAUAGCCCACGCACCUCAUCUUCGACCAGCUUUUACGACUCUACAACAACACUACUCGCCAGCCAAGUCCUCCGCGCCGAAACCUCUGACGUCGACCUUCCUCGCUCCACCGUCCCCGUCGAAACUCCCGGCCAACGUUGCCGCCUCUGCCGAGACGAGUCGACUACAGACCGAGCUUCUACAACUCCAUCUCUUACACAAGGAUGCAACUGCUGUGGACACUGCCUGGCGCGCUAGCGCUGAGCGCAAAUUAGGAGAACGAUUCUCAAAGCUUGCCGUCGCAAGCAAGCAGGCUGACGAUCGCGAAAGGGCCGAGGUUGAAAGAGAAAACGUCUUGGUUCUUCGCAAUUGGGCCAUUGGCGGCGGCCUGGAGGAGCGCAUCCAGACGCUAGAUGCAGUGGUCAAUGGCGUCUGGACCCUCGGCGAGCCUGGAGGUCGCUAUGCGAGGGUCGUCAGACGGUUCGAGCGGUGGGUUGACCGCAUGUGCGAGAUUGAAGAGGCGCGCCGCGAGGGCGGAGCCCUCUUGCAGGAGAGCGAGGUUCUAUUUAUCGGCGAGCUGGAGACUGCGUGGAAGGAAGAAUACACAGGGCUUGUCCGACGCCUAGAGACAUUGGGGAGACAGCUGGAGGAGUUGGGGCACUUUCCUGAGACCGACGACGGAGAUAAGACUGCAGAGCGGUCGAGCCUGCAGCGGAUGGUGGAAGGUUCGCGUGCCAUGGUUGAAGGAAUGCUGGCAGAGCUGGCGGUCAUGGAAGACAUUGAGCGUGACGCGCUCGCCCGAGAGGACGACUGGAUCGAGAGGAUGAACCGGGAAGAAGAUAUCGAUGAUACCCCUAGGGCUGGAGCGAUCUGGCGAGUCGUUUAA